Messenger RNA from Trichobilharzia szidati, 723 nucleotides. Lineage: Eukaryota; Metazoa; Platyhelminthes; Trematoda; Strigeidida; Schistosomatidae. The record is from the annotation of a GenBank genome assembly.
GAUGGUCUACUUUGCAUACAGCCAUAUAGCUUUCGUCACUCUGUUGACAUUUGCAACUGUAAAAGCAGAUCAACCGUGGAGUAAACAGAGAAUCACAGAUAUGCUUUCUAUUACCAACAACAAUAUACACGGAGUCAAGCCGGUGCUGGAUGAUGCAGAAAAGGCAGUACAAAUUCUUAAAGACAAGAUUCUCAGUCAAAAUGCAAGCUUACAAGGCGAUUUAGAAAAGUAUAUGAACUGCCUGAGAACUGCAUACAAAUACAUUUGGGGACAGGAAGCAAUAAACAGGAUUGCAGUCCGUCUAGCCAGAACAGGUCAAUUAAUGUACGAAGACACGGUGGAGUGUUGCCAAAAAAUAACUUUAGAAUAUUAUUAUAAGACGGAGGAGUUUCCUAUAGAAAAUUGUUUCAAAAAUAUGCCUUCAGCGCCCCAUGAAGAUCUGCAUCAAAUGAAUUUGUUAACCCGAACACUAUUCGACCACAAGCACUGGGUUAGCAUUGAAGUUUGUGAGUUCAUUUUCUCCGUUUGAUUAAACUUCACAAUUGAACAUUUCUGUGAGAAAAUAGUGUAACGGUUGUGAUUUUGUUGCGCGGAUAGUCAGUGUCUAUCUAAUUUUAGUUAUCAGACAAACGUACUGAUGGACAAUAGAUCUUUUCACUGGUCGAUUCAAAUAUUUAUCAACCUUUCUUAUCAUUUCUAGUUUUCAAGCAUCUAUACGAAACC